Messenger RNA from Chenopodium quinoa (quinoa), 1535 nucleotides. RefSeq lists its product as uncharacterized. The transcript has 2 exons. NCBI's taxonomy places the organism in Eukaryota, Viridiplantae, Streptophyta, Magnoliopsida, Caryophyllales, Amaranthaceae. Bases 854 to 1324 code for a protein of 156 amino acids. The record is from RefSeq and is a predicted model, not a curated record.
AAGAGUAUAUGCAUUUCGUGCAUUUAUACUUAUUGCGUGCCACAUAUGUAUUUUAAACACGUACAUUAGCAUGAGGCACACUCGAAGAUAUAAUAGACAAGAUGAAAAUUAAGAAAUUAUCUGAGGUAUAAUUAUAUAGUCAUUGAUUUUUAGGAAAUAAAGACCAUAAGAACACAAUUAUUGCUCAUUUGAACAUACAUUAAAAUAAAAGAAUAAUGAAUAAUUAGCGUCAUUCUUUCCACGCCAUAAUAUGAUUAGCAUUUAGCAUUAAAAAAAAAUGAUAGAACAAAUGUUUAACUAAGAGCAUAUACCAGCACAAAAACCACCUAUUCCCUUUGUCUAAAUAAACCUUUUAUUUUGCCAUUAUAUCUUAUUUAUAAGCUUUCCUAAUUAUCCCAUUUUUCACACCACUUCCUUCAAAUUCAUUUCAAUCAAAAUUCUUCUCCUUCAAUCAAAUCAAAGUCAUCAAACAAAAAAAAAAAAAAAAAAAAAAAAAAAAAAAAAAAAAAAUCAAAAAUAAUUUGAAUGGUACGCACAGUUAGCAACUUAGCCUCUUUCAUGCCUUCUCUUCAUUUCAACAUCCCAUCCUCUGCACGUCCUAUGAAACAUACGCAGGCCGACCGUGUUUCCUUCAUAUUAUUGCUCCUCUCUUCUUCUUUCAGCUCUUGUAAGCAAGCUUGGUAUUAUCGCUGCCUCGGCCUUGACCCUUAGACAAUUUUUUUGAAUAAAAGAAGUCCAUAAUUUUAUUGUCCUUCCUUUUGCCUUGUUAUUAUAAGGGUUAAUUUACAAGUUAGGUGCUAUAGUAUAUACCAUUGAUCAAUAUAUAUAAGGGUUACAACGUUAUAAACAAAAAAUGAGGAAAAAUUUAUCGGAGAAUAUGAUGACUAGCCUGUACUCUGGCGACAAACAGAAGAAGGGCAACUGCUUUGAGUGUAGCAAGGGCAGUAUCAAUGACCGCGACAACAAACGUUUGUUGGUGAUUAUCAAUGUGCUAGGAAGUGCAGGGCCUUUGAGGUUUCUAGUAAAUGAAGAGGAUGUUGUUGACGGUGUUAUUGCCACUGCUUUGAAGUUGUAUGCUAAGGAAGGUCGUCUCCCUAUAUUGGGUUCCGAUUCUACUAAAUUUCUCCUCUAUUGUUCCCAUGCCGGUUCUGAUGCCCUAGGCACAUGGGACGAGAUUGGAUCAUGUGGAGGGAGGAACUUUGUGCUAUGCAAGAAGCCAGAGCAGCCAUCAAAUAUGAGUGAAGCAAGAUCCCAAAUGAUUUCACAAAAACGAGGUAGGGGUUGGAGAACCUGGCUCAACAAAUCUAUGAGCAUCAAAAUAUAAACCCAAUUCAAAGUUCAAAAUAAACUUUUUAAUUUAAUUAUAUUAUCACAACAACUUAUUACCUGAAAAUUUAGCAUUUAUUUUAAAUGCAUCUAUAAAAUUAUUGUAUAGUAUUUUAUCGCUUAAUACAUUAGCGGUUAUAGUAUGUACAAAAAUAAAACUAUAUAUUACCUCCGUUAAUAGUCAUGUGCAACUUUGAGGUAUUAUUUUA